This is a messenger RNA of Cricetulus griseus (Chinese hamster), 3703 nucleotides long. Lineage: Eukaryota; Metazoa; Chordata; Mammalia; Rodentia; Cricetidae. The record is from RefSeq and is a predicted model, not a curated record.
AUGGCCCCUUUCCAGAAGUCUCUUUCCAAUCGCCGCGGGCUGUGGGGACUCUGCCUACAGAGAUGCCCAGAUGGGUCGAUAUGCAAGCCAAGGGCAGAGCUGGGGCUCUGUGAAUCGAAGCACACUGGCCUAGUUUGGUUGCUGGGGGAUGUUCUGUCUAGAAGCAAUCCCUACUACUUCUGGAAACCAGCCAGCAGAGCUUGGGCCCGCGCGGCCGCUUUAAGAAAGGGGCGGGGCCCGGCACAGGCGAGGCAGGGCCUGCCCACAAGGCUGCUUUUCCUUUUUGAUCCAUUCAAAAAUUACUCAUUGCAAAUUCCCGGACAGCUCAGGGAGGAGAAGCCGGGGGGCGGAGGACAGAGAAGGUUGCAGCGGCGCAGUGUUGGGACUCCCAGACACAGCGGGCUAAGGUCGGUCCCACAGAAGCCGCCGGCCCGCGCCGAGCUCCGGUGGCCUCUCCAGGAAGCGUCAGUCUCCGCCCGAGGAGCUGGGAGCACCGCCCCCGCCGUCCUCCCGGGACCCCCAGCUCCGACGCGCGGGCGAUGGGCGGCCGCUGAGUGGGUACUCGGCACCGUGACCCUAGCCCUCGGCAUGGCCGCGCGCGAGGAGCUGUAUAGCAAAGUCACCCCGCGCAGGGACCGCCUGCAGCGCCCGGGCACCGUCAAGCAUGGGUCGGCGCUGGACGUGCUCCUGUCCAUGGGUUUCCCCCGCGCCCGAGCGUACAGCACAAAACCAUUUUCUCUCAGAUGUGGGCUUGGCGAUGGAUGGCUAAGUUCUGGGCUGCGACUCAGAACCUUUCCAGUUUUGUGAAGUCAAGAAAUCCUUGUCUUACCCAAAGACUAUAAGAGACCUUGGUUGUAAUGCAACACAGCCAGGAAGAGGACCACAACCUUCAGUGGCUAUCCCAUCCUUCAGUGGCUCCCAGUUCUUACCUGAAGGGAGGGGAGGAAGAGAGAGAGACCUGUCUUCCAGCCUGUGGCCUUGGCCCAUUGACAGUUUGAACUGUGCAGCUGUGCUGGUUGGAUCUUUAGCUGUCUUCAGGAAAUACCAUUAGCUGAGUUCAUGAGGAACAGGUAGCAGUCAGCAUCCUUCCUGUGACCUUUCCUUGAGGAGCCCAGACCCUUGAAAGAGCUCUGGGUACUAUUUGGGACAUGCUGUCCUUGGUGGACUUUGUGCAGGCAUAGAUCUGCCUGAAGCAUUGAUGUUAGGACAGUUGUGGGGAUUGGCAAUUAGGUUUAACUGAUGUCGGGGUUCAAUUAGAGAAGCAGGAAAACCAUGGACUACAGUUCCUGGCUCCAUGUCUUUAUCUCAGGUCUGAACCGUUAGGACCGAUAGCCACUUCUCUUACGUUAGAGAACUUCCCUCUGCACUCCACAGCUUUGUUUAAAGUGUAGGUUCUCCAGGGAAAGGCUUGAGGUCCCUGGAUUGGCAUUGUGCCUGGAUCAUUGGGGAAUUGAUGCUCUGGCAUUGAUGAUUGUAUUGGAGAGUCACCUGGCAUUGUUUAUUAAGUGCUGACUAUGUGAUUCCCACCGUGUUAGAGUCUGGUGAUUUUAAAAGACAAUGAUCCAGCCGGGCAGUGGUGGUGCAUGCCGUUAAUCCCAACACUUAAGAGGCAGUGGCAGGCAGAGUUGGAGGCCAACCUUGUCUACAGAGUGAGUUCCAGGACAAUCAGGACUGUUUUACAGAGAAACCCUGUCUCAAAAAUCCUAAAAAAUAAAAAAUGAAAAGGCAAUGAAUGAUCCUAGCAGCAGAACAUAGUUGCCACUACUAUCUUUUGAUACUAAGCGGUCAGAGCUAGGGUGGAGAACUGAAGGAUAUUUGAGUUUCCCCUCUUUGGAAACAGAUGAGAGACUUGCCCCAAGCCACCCAGCCAAGUGGAGACAGACAGCAUACAGUCUACCAGUCUCUACCCUCUGCUCUUUCACCAUACACAGCUUGAGUUAGGUCGAAAAGAGCGGAGGCAGUUCCAGAAAGUAGGGAGCUGCUUUCAUCACAGAUCAGUUGUGGCUCAGCAGGGGCCUAGCUGCCCACAGCUCUUACUGGGACUUCAUUCACCAGAGGCCAGACUCCAGCAGCCCAAGCCACAUCACUUUGACCUUGUGGCUCUGACUGUUGAGCUCCUGACACUUGAACCAUAUGUGAGGUUCUGUCCUUGCUUUCCUUCCUGCCAGAUUCAGGUCGGAGCCUCGCUGACCUUGAUUCCAAGUAACUGAGUGUUAAGAGAGAAGUCUUGGAUGAUCAGGGGAAAAUGAAUGUGGGCUUAAUACUCAAUGAUACGAAGGAGUGGUGUUAGAUACAAUAAUGGAAGGGAAUGCCAGAAAUAGGUUUUAGCCUCCAGAUAUGCUGAUGUUUAUGUGGGUUUUAAAUGACUGAAGAGCAGCCACAAAGAGGGUUCGAUUGGUAUAGGUGCCUGCUGCUAUCUGACCACCAGAUUUCAGUUCCCCAGAACCUACAUGGUAGGAGAGAUGACUCCAGCAAGCUGUUCCAUGACCUCUACUUCUCUCUCUCUCUCUCUCUCUCUCUCUCUAUCUCUCUCUCUCUCACACACACACACACACACACACAAAUACAAUUUUAAAAAGAGGAAAAAGGAAGCCCAUUAUGUGUUUUGGUGUAUGGUAGUGUGUUGGCUAGGAUUCACUUAAAAUGUUACAGGGAAAACAAAUUGACUAUAUGAAUAAUUCAGCAACCUCUUCUUGUAAUUAUUGAAGCAAGGUGAUGAGCACAAUGAAGCUUAUUAUCAAAUACACUCCAUUUUUGUAUGAGUUUGAAAAAUCUAAAACAGCUUAAAAAUAGGGCAAGGAACUCAGAAACCCUUUGGGACAGGGCGGAGAUGUGAACUCCAGUGGUGGAUCUGAGAGGGAGGAGGAGGAUAUACGAGAGGUCUGGAUGCCGCAUGUGAGUGUGUUUGUUCAAAGUCUGUGUUGUGUUACCCAAUUCUCCAUUAUUUCGUCUCUGAUGAGUCCAUGGAAGCCACAUGAACCCAAUGCUAUUCUCUGUAUUUUCCAUUCAGAGCACUGGUCCAUGUGGGCUUUAGGUUAGCUGCCCCAGAUUCUUCCAGGGAGGCCCCCUCCUAAGUCAACUAACAACAUAUUGCCACAUCUCACAUCUGUGAGCAGCACAGAAUAGCUCUCCAGUCCACCAUGAUACAAAUACUUGCAUUGCCUUGUCUGUGUCCCUCUAUGUCUGUGUCUGUAGUCCCCUUUCCUCUCCAUCCUCAGAAACUAUCACUCAGUCUACCCUCUCAUGAUCCAGUAGGAGGAAAGCCUUCAAGCUUAGUUCAUGUCACCUUUUUAUUCUGUUAUUUUUAUGUAUGAUUUUUGUACAUAUCCCUUCUCUUAGACUAGAGCAUCCAAUGCUGUCCCUUCUGUGGGCCUGCCCUUUAGUACAGAGUGAAGAGCCCUUAGGCCCAGGAGACAUAUUUCCUUGGAGCCUCUGUUCCUCUGAACUUCUCACUCCCAGUCCCACAAAGAGACAUCCUCUGGAUAUUAGAUAUCAACUUCUUGUGUCUUUCCCAUCUCCAGCCUCCUGAAUAUAGAUGCUCCUAUCAGCUAGGAUGACCAAAGAGCAGUGUUUGUGGAAGUGUGGGCAGAACUUUUGGCCUGCUUCUGGUGUAUCCAAACACUUGAAUACAGAAAGUGUCUGGAGCAGAUCACAGGUGAAUUAGGGACUGACACUUCUGUUCUUCCUAAGCUGUCAUGUUCUU